AUGGAGCUCGCCGCCCCCGCCUUCGUGACGCCCGCGGCCGCGGGCCCCGCCCCGCCGGCCACCGCCGCCCUGCGCGGCGCGCCAGCGGCGGGCGCGCCCCCGGCCGCGGGGGGCUCCUUCGGGCUGCUCGCGCCGCUCGGGCUGGGUGCCGCGUGCGCGACGCUCGGCGCGCAGCGGCGGAGGCAGCGGGGGGCCGGGGCUGCGCGGCGGGCGGCCCAAAGCUACAAGGCAUACAGCGACUCCUGGCUGGCCAACGCGGACCUGGGCGUCGACCCGCUGAACCUGGCCGUCGGCACGGGCGUCUUCGACAAGGCGCCGACGGCGGUCCCGGAGACGACGUACUACAACUACCGCGAGUCUGAGGUGAAGCACGGCCGCUUCGCCAUGGUCGUCUUCCUGGCCAGCUUCUUCGAGGAGGCGGAUCGCGGGGCCGUCCUGAAGCAGCUGGGCGUGUCGGGCGCCGUGGACAACCUGGACGCGACCUUGGGCCUGGACGAGGUGCAGGCCCCCGUGCUGCUGGUCGGCAUCGGCAUCCAGGCGCUGGCCGAGUACAACCUGCAGAAGAGCGAGGACGACGGCAACAUCCUCAGCCUGGAGUACAAGAAGGACCGCUGCCCCGGCGACCUCGGAUUCGACCCCGUCGGUGUGCUGGCGGGGAAGGGUACCGAGAAUAUGGUCUACCUCCACAACGUCGUGGUGAACACCGGCAAGCUGGCCAUGAUCGGCGUCACCGCGUUCCUGGCCCAGGAGUUCCUCCUCAAGCGCUGA
Messenger RNA from Prorocentrum cordatum, 768 nucleotides. NCBI's taxonomy places the organism in Eukaryota, Dinophyceae, Prorocentrales, Prorocentraceae. The record is from the annotation of a GenBank genome assembly.